AUGGCACAAGUCAUCUCCAACUACCCGGCGUCGCUGCCCACGCCUCCAGCCACGCCCACCAAGAUGUCAGUCCACACGGCCAAGUCCAGGCCUCCGCAGGGCUUCAUCGGCAACCUGAGCCAGGCACAAGAGGCCAAGCUGCGUGCCCUCUGGGCGAUUGCGUACAAGUUUGUGGAAAUCUGCGAGGCCCACGAGAGCUUCCGGGACGCCGUCACGCUCGAGGACAAGUUUGUGCCGCCCGCCAUGAAGAAGUCCGGCGCGGCGGCGGCGCAGCAAAAGACAAAGGCGAGCCGCCGCGCCGCCGCCACGCAGCAGCAGCAGCAGCAGUAUCCCCCCGCGCUGGUGCAGGAGCUGCUGUCGCUGCUGCCGACGCAGGAGCGCAGCAUGGACAAGCUGGCGGCGGCGGCGCUCGACGCGCUCGACUACUGGACGCCGCACAUGUUCCGCAUCACGCUGCUGCACACGGUCAAGCAGGAGCACCCGGACGAGCUGGCGCUGCGCUUCCUGCGGCAGAGCGGCUGGGACGUCAUCCUGGCGUGCAAGAACAUGGGCAAGACGAUUUACUGGCGCACCAUGGAGGCUGCCAUUGACGACGACAUUUUGCGCCUGGGCGAGGGCGGCGCCGCCGAGGACGAGAAGAACGGCCAGGGCCACGCGCGCACCCUCGGCGCCGAGUUUAUGAAGCUGCUGCGCUCCGGCAAGGGCUUCCUCCACGGCAACGACCGCGCGGACCGCCCCGUCACGUACAUCCGCGUCCGCCUGCACAAGCCCGGCGAGCACAGCCCGGAGAGCAUGGAGCGCUACAUCAUCUACCUGCUCGAGAUGGCGCGCCUUUCCCUGCGGUACCCUGUCGAGACUGGUACUAUAUUUCUCGACAUGAGCCACUUUCGGCUCAAGAACUUUGAUCUAGAUCCUCUCAAAUUCAUCCUCAAGUGUGCUGAACGGUACUAUCCGGAAUGUAUCGGCCUCAUCAUCGUCCACAAAGCCCCAUUUGGAACCAAAGCGCUCUGGAAGCUCAUCCGCCACUGGGUCAGCGCAACCAUUGCCGACAAGGUCAAGUUCACCAAGAGCCGAAAGGACCUCUUCAAGUACAUUGAUCCCAGCCAGGUUCUCAAAGAGCACGGCGGCCUCGACGACUUUACGUACGAAUACGAAGAGCCCAUGAUGGAUGAAAACUUCAAGAUGCAAAACACAAUCACCCGCAACUACCUGCUCCUCGAGCGCCAGAUGCUCGUGGAGCAGUUUGAAGACGUGACCAAGGAAUGGGUCAUGAACGCGCAGGGCACAGACCGGGCCCGCGAGGUCAGCCGCCGGCGCAACCAGGUCUGCGCCGAGCUGACGGCCAAUUUCUGGGAGCUGGACCCGUACGUGCGCGCGCGCUCGCUCUACGACCGCCGCGGGUGCCUCAGCGGCACCGGCAACCUGCAGUACCACCCGCCCAAGUCGGACCGUCGCCGCCGCGACUCGACGGCCACGCGGCCGCGCUCCAUCUCGGGCUCCAGCGUCGGCGCCCGCUCCAGCAUCGUCGGCGCCCGCUCGGCGAUUGGUGGGUACAGCUCCAGCUCGGGCAUCUCGUCGGCCAUGGGCUCGGUCGGCGCCCGCUCCAGCAUCUCGGGCGCCGGCUCGGGCGGCACCGGCACCCUCACGACGUGCUCCAUCCUGGGGUCGCCGGUCAAGGAGGAUCGGUACGGGGAAAUGGAGCACAUGGAUGUGGCGGAUGUCAUUGCAGACGACUCGUCAUUCUACUCUGAUUAA
Messenger RNA from Beauveria bassiana ARSEF 2860, 1755 nucleotides. RefSeq names its product phosphatidylinositol transfer protein CSR1. Lineage: Eukaryota; Fungi; Ascomycota; Sordariomycetes; Hypocreales; Cordycipitaceae. The record is from RefSeq and is a predicted model, not a curated record. Bases 1 to 1755 code for a protein of 584 amino acids. The transcript has 3 exons.